Molecule: messenger RNA, 468 nt
Organism: Oncorhynchus tshawytscha (Chinook salmon)
Lineage: Eukaryota; Metazoa; Chordata; Actinopteri; Salmoniformes; Salmonidae
Product: COP9 signalosome complex subunit 9-like
Exons: 3
Coding region: 133-306 (57 amino acids)
Biological process (GO): negative regulation of protein neddylation
Source: RefSeq, a predicted model, not a curated record
UACUGUUACCAAAGCAGGAAGUGGUGUUACACGGAAAAGGGUCCGGUUUCUAUUGUUUACGUUGCCAGAGAACAUCUAGCUAGACAGCUAGCUAAUAUUCAUUACGGUACCUAGUCAAAAACAGGAAUUAUCAUGAAACCAGCGGUGGACGAGAUGUUCCCUGAAGGCGCCGGGCCUUUUGUGGAUCUAGACGAGGCAGGGGGCAGCAGCGGUCUGCUCAUGGACCUGGCAGCAAAUGAGAAAGCAGUGCACUCAGACUUCUUCAACGACUUUGAGGAUCCAUUUGAUGAUGAGGACCUGCAGUGAAUGAGGAAGACCCUAUAUACCCAUGAUUGUGUGUGUGUGUGAGGGAGAGACAUUAAGAUCGUAAGAACUGUAAAACCAGAACCAUUUCCAUGUUGGAAGUGCUUUGGAACAUCCGCCCUCAUUUCCACUGUGUUUGUUAAAUAAAGCCUUUUCUAAAAAGCA